AGUAGGAACUAAGUCAAGCAAAUAUCAAAUCAUCCCAAAAAUGGAUACGCUUCAGCUUCUUCUACUCUCUCUUCUCUCCCUUUUCUUUAUUUCCUUCUUAAUGACGUCUCUGAUUCCUCGGAGGAACAAGAAACGUAUGGCGCCUAUGGCCCCCGGAGCAUGGCCGGUUAUAGGCCAUUUGGCGGUCUUUGACAACGGACAACCGACCCACGUUACGUUCGGGAAUAUGGCCGACGUGCACGGACCCGUCUUCAUGACGAAGCUUGGCUCUGUUAACGUCCUGAUCAUAAACAGCCAAGAAGUCGCCAAAGAGAUCUACACUGUCCACGACAAGCUCUUAAACCGGCCUGUCCCCACUACUGCGUCUACACUUAUGGGCUACAAUGGCUCCUUCUUUUCAUUUAGCCCUGAACGUUCUUACUGGAGAGAGAUCCGCAGGAUAGCAAUAUCCGAGAUGCUGUCCACCGCGGUCGUCGAUAUGCAGCAUAGUAGAGCUAGAGAGGUUGACGUGGCGUUCAGAGAUUUUUACCAGAAAUGGGAGCAAAAGGGUGAACCUGAAAAAGGAGUCUUGGUGGAUAUGAAGCAAGAGUUACAUGAUCUAACACAGAACAUAUCGCUGAUGAUGAUCGCGGGGAAGAGAUACUUCGGAGAAAGCCCUAACUGCGAGAUUGAAGAGGCCAGGAGAUGUAGCAAGCUGAUACGAGACUUUUUUGAUUACUUUGGGGUCUUCUUGUUCUCGGAUCUUGUACCGUUUCUUGGUUGGUUGGACUGGAAGGUGAAGAAGGCCAUGAAGAGAACGGGUAGUGAGUUAGAUAAAAUUCUUGACGCUUGGGUCGAAGAACAUAAGAUAAAGAGGAAGGAUUGUGGUAGUGCCAUUGAAAAGAACUUCUUGGAUCGACUCAUUGAUAUCUUUGCACAACACAAGAAUCCGGGACUUGAUGAUGCUCAUACAACAACCAAGGCCAUAUGCCUAAACUUGGUAUUGUCAGGGCCUGAGGCAGCCAUUGUGGUUCUAGUUUGGGCUGUUUCGUUACUCGUGAACAACCCGCACGUGUUGAGGAAAGCUCAGGAGGAGCUCAACCGUACAAUAGGCAAGGACAGAGUUGUGGAAGAAUCCGACCUCAAGGAUUUGGUUUACCUCCAAGCAAUUUUCAAGGAGACAUUCCGUUUAUACCCACCAGUCGCUCUCACUGCUUAUAGGACUGUGAUAGAAGAUUUCGACAUCGCCAAUGGAAACUUUCACGUUCCAGCAGGGACACAGUUGCUUGUAAAUGCCUGGAAAAUUCAUAGAGAUCCGAAUAUGUGGUCCAACCCUGAAAAGUUUGAGCCAGAAAGGUUCUUGACAUCAAAUAAAGAAGUGGAUGUUGGUAAGCAGAAUUACAAGCUGCUUCCAUUUGGAUUGGGAAGAAAGGCGUGCCCUGCGGUCCCCCUUGGUAUGCGGAUGGUGCAAUAUAUCCUAGCAAGGUUCUUGCAUAGCUUUGAUGUGGUAAGACCAUCAAGCGAAUAUGUGGAUAUGACCGGGAGCAAUGGGUUGGUCAAUCUGAAAGCCACUCCUCUUGAAGUCUUCAUCACUCCCAGGCUUCAUAAAUCUCUCUACCAUGUGGAUCACAAGGCUUGAGUAUUACCAUGUCAAUGUUAUUUGUGUAAGCCUAGCGCUGCAUUAUGACUAUCUUAUCUACCUAUAAAUAAUAAAUCUUUGG
Arabidopsis arenosa is the source of this 1700-nucleotide messenger RNA. Lineage: Eukaryota; Viridiplantae; Streptophyta; Magnoliopsida; Brassicales; Brassicaceae. The record is from the annotation of a GenBank genome assembly.